AUGGAAAAAGUUGAAAUAUCAUUUGAUUUGAAGGAAUCUAACUUAAAGAAAUCUACAGAGAUAGUUAAUAAAAAAAAAAUAAAAAAUGGAGUAUCUUUUUUAAAUCUUUUUGAUUUUACAAAAAAAAGAGAUACAUUUUUACUUUUUUUCGCAUGUAUUAUAUCAUUUAUCAAUGGACUAUUUGCUCCGUGUAUGACAUUUCUUUUAGGAAGACUUUUUCAUGUUUUUUCUUUAAUAUCAUUAAAAGAAAUUACAGAAAAAGAAUUCAGAAAUCAAGUAAACCAUUAUAUACUUUUAUUUGCAAUUCUGGCAGUUGUUUCUUUUAUUGGUGGGUGGUUGUUUCAAACAUUAUGGUACAUUUUCGCUGAAAUUCAGAUCAUACGCGUUAAUAAACAACUAUUCCAUAACUUUGCAUCUAAAGAAAUUAAAUGGUAUGAUCUUCGUUAUGGGGGAAUUGCAGGUAUUAUUAACCGUUGUGAGAGGAAUAUUGGAAAUUUUCAUUAUACACUUUCAAAUACACUAGGAAAAAUUUUGUCGUCUAUUAUUACAUUCUCUGUUUCAUUAUUUCUUGCUUUUUGGUAUUCUUGGAAAUUAACAUUUGUAAUUUUAGUUUCUCUUCCUAUUAUUAUUUUAAUUGCAGGUAUUACAUCUUAUUUCAUUCAGCCAUAUAUCUCUCGUGAAAAAGAAACUAUAUCUCAAGCAGCAGCGCUUGUUGAUCAAGCAGUUGUAAAUAUACCUAUCGUUAAAAUAUUUAAUGGUCAAUAUUAUGAAUCUCAGAAAUUCAACAAAUGUAUAUUAAAAUCAAGUCAUAUUGUAUAUUGCUGGAAAAGAAUCUAUGCUUUACAACAAAGUCUUGUUAGGUUUUUUAUUUUAGCUAUGUUUGUACAAGGGUUUUGGUAUGGUUCGUAUUUAAUUAUUAAAAAAGAAAUAUCUACUGGAAAUGUAUUGACCGUUUUUUGGGCAUGUCUUAUGGUAUCUUUUUCAAUACAGACGAUUGUUCAACAUUUAGUUUUUAUUGAUCAAGGAAAAAUUUCAAGUGCUGAUUUACAAAACUUGUUUAAAGAUGAAAAAACACAAAAAAAAGACAACAAGCUAUCUAGUCAUUUUUCCCCAGAAAAAUGCGAUGGAAACAUAACAUAUGAUUCAGUUUCAUUUGCUUAUCCAUCAAGACCUGAAAAAAUAAUAUUAAAAAAUGUUUCUUUGUUUUUUCCUGCUGGGAAAACUACGUUUGUUGUUGGCGCUAGCGGAUCAGGAAAAAGCACUCUUGCAGCUUUACUAAUUAGAAUAUAUGAAAUAAAUAACGGCUCUAUUUAUAUAGACAACAAAAAUAUUGAAUUAUUAGAUAUAAAUUGGAUACGAAAUAAUGUAACUUUAGUACAACAACCAGUAAUUUUUAAUGAGAGUUUGAAAUUAAAUAUAACCAUUGGCAAAUCUUCUCCUACUUCAGUAGAUAUUUCUGAAAUUAAAAAUGCUUCUAGAAUGGCUAUGUUAGAAGAGAUAAUCUUUGAACUUUCUGAUGGAUAUGACACUAAACUUGGAACAAAUGGUUUAUCAUUAAGUAGUGGACAAAUGCAGCGUGUAGCAAUGGCUCGCGCAAGAUUAAGAGAUACUUCUAUUUUGAUUCUUGAUGAGUCAACUAGUUCUCUUGAUUAUAUUAAUCGUUCUCUAAUCUAUGAUGCUGUAAAAUUUUGGCGCAAGAACAAAACAACUAUUAUUAUUACUCAUGAUAUAAGUCAAAUAGAAGAUUCAGAUUACGUAUAUGUUAUAGAUGAUGGAUCUUUAGUCCAAAAGGGACUUAAAAAGACUCUUUUAGAAGACAAGAAUGGAUUAUUUUUUAAUAUUCAUCUAGAAAAUGAAAAAACUAAAAAUUCGCUUUCUUCUCAAAAAAAAGAAGAUAUUUCUUCUAAAAACGAAUCAAAUAAUUCUUUAGUUGAGUCUUCUUUUAACAAUAAACCACAUAUAAAAUCAGCUGCUUUUAAUUUUUUAAAAACAAAUCUAAGUAUCGAAACACUUUUAUUAAAUUCUGCAAAUGUUAUAGUCGAAAAUCGUAAAAACACUACUAAUAUUCGAACUUUACUUUCUUCAAAUAUGAACCAUUCAAAAAUUUCAAAAAAAUUUAAUUUUCGAAAAAAAUAUUUCCUGUUAAAUAUAUCAUUAUGGAAUUUAUUAAGAAACAAUUGGAAAUAUGUUAAUAAAAAGAUCUUUCUUGUCCUAGGAUUAUUUUUUUGUUUGGGAAAUGGUAUAGCUACUCCUCUUUUUUCAUAUGCAUUAUCUAAACUCCUUGCAUUAUUUUUUUCUCCAAAAAAUGCAUCUGAAAUUACAAAAAAAUCAUUAAAAUCAUCAUUAUUUGUUCUAGGUGUUUCAUUUCUUGAUUCAUUAACACUCUAUUUAAAAAUAUUUUUUUUUCAACUUUCUUCUGAUUAUAUGGUAACUAAUAUUCGCUCAAAAUUAUAUAAAAAUGUCUUGUUCCAAGAUAUGUUUUACUUUUCUGAAAAAGAAUGCUCUAGUAAAAACAUUACAAGAAUCAUAAUUAAUGAAACUGAAUUAAUAAGAUCCAUUUUUGAAGGAAUAGCAGGAAACAUCUUAAUUGCUAUUGUUAUGGCAUCUUUAGGAAUUAUAUGGUCAUUUUUUAUUGCAUGGAAGUUAACUAUUAUAACAGUUGGUAUGUUACCAUUCUUGUAUAUUUCAAUUCAAUAUUAUUCUUAUAUAAAUAAUAUAUGGGAACAAAAAUAUAAAGAAGAAAAUAUUAAUGCUUCAUCUAUAUUAUAUGAGUUUACAGAGAAUACAUUUACGAUUAAAGCUUUAUUACUUAAUGAUUUUUUUGAACAGAAAUACAUGUUAUCAAUAAAAAAAGUUUUUAUGAAAGGAAUUAGAAGAGCUAUUUAUAUUGGGUUUGGUUAUGGAUUCAUGGAGUGUAGUAUAUUUUCUUUUAAAACAUUAUUAUUUUUCUAUGGUUCAAAAUUUAUUUUGAAAAAAAUAUAUACACCGAUUGACAUUUUAACAGUAUUUUCUUUAAUCAUAUUUUCAAUUAUUACUGCAUCUCAAUUUUUGUCAAUGAUUCCUCAUUAUAAUAAAAUUAAACAAGCCUCUGACGAUAUUAAUUCUUUAUUUAAUGUAUCAGGAAAAACUACUGAAAAUGAGGGAUCAUUAACUGUUCCUUUAAAUGGAGAGAUUAUUUUCAAAAACGUAACAUUUUCUUAUCCUGGACAUUGUAAUGAAGUAUUACAAAAUAUAGAUUUGAAAAUAGAAAAUUACGAAAAAAUCGUAUUAACAGGUUUAUCUGGAUCUGGAAAGUCUACAAUGAUUUCAUUAAUUCAAAAAUUAUAUCAAGUCCAAAAAGGUAUUAUCACGAUAAAUGGAUACAAUAUAUCGUCUAUUGAGACUAAAUGGCUAAGAAAUCAUAUUGCAGUCGUAAGGCAAACUCCAAUGUUAUUUAAUAUGACUAUUGAGCAAAAUAUUGCAUAUGGUUUAGAUUCAUUUAAUAGAUCACAUGUUCAAAAAGCAGCUCAGAAAGCAAAUAUACAUGAUUUUAUCAUGAAAUUAACUGAUGGAUAUGAUACAAUGUUAGGUGAUUAUGGAAAAGGGUUAUCUACUGGACAAGCUCAACGGAUUUCUCUUGCCAGAGCAUUUAUUAGAAAUCCAAAAAUUCUCAUUUUAGAUGAAUGUACAAGUGCUUUAGAUCCACUUUGUGCUUUGUCUAUUCAAGAAAUUAUAAAAAAUAUUACUAAUAUUACUGUUAUUAUUAUAACACAUUCUAAAGAGAUGAUGAAACUAGCAGAUAGAAUUAUAUUAUUAAAAAAUGGGCAAAUUAUUGAAACUGGUACUUAUGAUGAGCUAAUAGAUUUAAAAAAAAAUUUCUGGACAUUAAUACAAAAAGGAGAAUGGACAUAA
Messenger RNA from Pneumocystis jirovecii RU7, 3891 nucleotides. RefSeq lists its product as uncharacterized. The record is from RefSeq and is a predicted model, not a curated record. Lineage: Eukaryota; Fungi; Ascomycota; Pneumocystomycetes; Pneumocystales; Pneumocystaceae. Bases 1 to 3891 code for a protein of 1296 amino acids. Gene Ontology annotation, molecular function: ATP hydrolysis activity; ATP binding; ABC-type oligopeptide transporter activity. The transcript has 9 exons. Gene Ontology annotation, cellular component: membrane. Gene Ontology annotation, biological process: transmembrane transport.